AUGGCGCAGGACCUCACGGUCCGAUUGGGUGUGUGCACGGGCCAGGGCCACAGCGCAUGCAUUCGCGAUCACUUCGGGCCACGGUGCUGCUGGUUCGCCACCAUUUUGCUCCUCAUGGAGUGCGUCAUCGCUAUGGUCAGUGAGAUGAGUGGCGUGGCGGCCACGGGGCGGUUGUGGGGCAUGGACCAAGCCAGCUCGGUGCUCUUGGCGGCGCUGAUCAUUGCGGGUACGGUGGUUGGGUUGUCCUAUCGACAGAUUGAGACCAUUGGCAUCGUGCUGGGAGCCUUCGAACUGACGUUUGUCCUCACUAUGCUAUACUAUCACCCCUCCUUGGAUUCGAUUAUGACGGAUGUCGCGGCCCGAUUCGCGGAUCCGGAGUAUAUGAAACUCAUCUCCGCCAACAUCGGAGCAGUCAUCAUGCCCUGGAUGGUCUACUUCCAGCAGAGCGCCGUGGUCGCUCGGCGCCUCCAAACGUCCAAGGCCAUGAGCGAAGAACGCACCGGGACGCUGCUGGGCUCCGUGCUGACGCAGCUCAUCAUGAUCGGUGCCUUGGUGACCUUGGCGGCCGCGCAAUCCAUCAACAAGGACCUUCACAGCGUGGAUGAAAUCGUGAAGGCCAUCAGCCCUGCCUUUGGAGAGAUGGGCUCCAAGGUCCUGGUGUCCUUGGCCUUCCUUGGCGGUUCCCUUUGCGCUGCCUUCGUGGUGUCACUGGCGGCGACCUGGGCCCUCUGCGAAGCCGCGGAGUCGGACGACGCGGUGACGGCGCUGGAGCAGUCGCCCAGGGAUGCACCCUUCUUUUACGGCAGCUUCCUCUCAGUGGUCCUACUGGGUGCUUUGGUCCUGUUGUCGGGCGUCAACACCGUGCGGCUCAACGUCUGGGUGGAACUGUUGGACGGGAUUCUGAUGCCCGUGGCUGUGGGCUUCCUCUACCUGCUGGCCAUCAGUCCGGUACUGCCCGAGGUCGUGCGCGUGAAGGGCAUGUAUAAAUGGUGCGCCGGCAUCAUCUUCGUGUUGGUGGCCUUCACCUCCUUAGCUUCAGCCAUCACCGGCUUCAUAACGCAGGGCACCCUGAUCACGGUGAACCUUGAUGGAUUCAGCGUGUCCGCGGUGACUCUUGAGCAGGUCAAUGCAAUGAGCGUGGACGAAAUGAUGAAGAUUGCGAACCAAAGCUCCCUCACAGCGCCCUGGCCGAGUGGCAUCGGGUCAGCCGCAGUGUCCAUCCUCUCGGUGGUGGUGUCCAUGGAGGCUCGUGGCCCGGCGCACGGCCGCGGCCAAGUCCGAUGCCCUGGUGAGUUGAGGAAAGUCUUCAGCGCCGGGCACCUGGAUGCCGUCAACGCAGCCCAUCCCCACAUGGACGACCCGCGCUUCCUGUCCUUGACCAACCAGUCCAACCACUGCAUCCUGCGCUUCAUCGUCUUCGCGCGUUGCGCGCGCGAACUGGGAGAAGAGGACACCAGGUGCAAGUAUCAGUACUACCGGGCUCAAUGCGCCUGCCCCGAGUCGCAACUCGAGGAUUGGAUGGAGCACCGUGCCCGCGGCUCCUGUCACCUGGACGUCCUGCCAGAUCGCAGUACGGUGCACGUGCGGCAGUGA
Molecule: messenger RNA, 1593 nt
Organism: Cladocopium goreaui
Lineage: Eukaryota; Dinophyceae; Suessiales; Symbiodiniaceae
Source: the annotation of a GenBank genome assembly